CGAAACGACGGCCAAUCGAAAUUGUUCAUCCCUAGAAGAAGACAAGAAAAAGACGAAAAUAAUAUAUAAUAAUAGAAUAUUCCACCGUGAUAAUAUUGCCAAGCAUCGUUUUCCGCGUCCUCGCCGUCGGUAAUUGGGCAGCUUUCUGAACGACCUUGAAAUCAACACUUGAAAGACCCCGAAAAGCAGGAUAUUUGGCCGAAGAAACGAGACAUCAUCGACAGCGCAACCACAACCACAUCCGCAACCAAAUCCCAAAUCUAAAUCCAAUUUCGAGUGAAAAGACAGCUAGCGAAAUGCCACUGUUCGGGAAGUCGCAGAAGUCGCCAGUAGAGCUGGUCAAGUCGCUGAAAGAAGCGAUCAACGCCCUGGAGGCGGGCGACCGCAAGGUGGAGAAGGCGCAGGAAGACGUCAGCAAGAAUCUGGUCUCGAUCAAGAAUAUGUUGUACGGAAGCAGUGAUGCCGAGCCGCCGGCGGACUAUGUGGUGGCUCAGCUGUCCCAGGAGCUGUACAACAGCAACCUGCUGUUACUGCUUAUUCAGAACCUGCAUCGCAUAGACUUCGAGGGCAAAAAGCAUGUGGCUCUCAUAUUCAACAAUGUGUUGCGCCGACAAAUUGGUACACGUUCACCCACCGUUGAGUAUAUCUGCACGAAGCCGGAGAUCCUGUUUACUCUGAUGGCCGGCUACGAGGAUGCGCAUCCGGAAAUCGCUUUGAAUUCCGGCACCAUGCUAAGGGAGUGUGCCCGGUACGAGGCACUGGCCAAGAUCAUGCUGCACUCGGACGAGUUCUUCAAGUUCUUCCGCUACGUGGAGGUGUCAACCUUCGAUAUUGCCAGCGAUGCCUUCUCCACAUUUAAGGAGCUGCUCACGCGCCAUAAGCUGCUGUGCGCUGAGUUCUUAGACGCGAACUACGACAAGUUUUUCUCGCAGCACUACCAACGGCUGCUAAACUCGGAGAACUAUGUGACGCGGCGGCAGAGCCUGAAGCUGCUCGGGGAACUGCUGCUUGACCGGCACAAUUUCACCGUGAUGACGCGCUACAUUUCCGAGCCGGAAAACCUUAAGCUGAUGAUGAACAUGCUCAAGGAAAAGUCGCGAAACAUCCAGUUCGAGGCGUUUCACGUCUUUAAGGUGUUCGUGGCGAAUCCGAACAAGCCGAAGCCCAUUCUAGACAUCCUGCUGCGCAACCAGACGAAGCUGGUCGACUUUCUGACCAACUUCCACACGGAUCGCUCUGAGGACGAGCAGUUCAACGACGAGAAGGCCUAUUUGAUCAAGCAGAUAAAGGAGCUAAAGCCGCUGCCCGAGGCUUAGUUGGACCCGAACUAUGACUCCAACUUCAGCUCCGAAUCCAGCUCCAGCGUCCCAGGGGGCAAAAGGACCGUUACCAGAAGCGAGCGAUGGUGGGUUAUUGCAGGAUGUGAACAUGUUUUGUGUGUGGGUUAAAGCAAAUAUAUAUUAUAUAUACUAUAUUUUGUGACGAUGAUGACUCUACACUUGUGAGUAACUAAACAAUAAUUUAGACAACAACAACACUGAUGAUAAUGAUAAAAAACGAUAAAGCGAAUUAGAAAUCAACAAAAAAGUACGAGUAAAUAGCGUAAAGCCGAAAAAAAAACCGAAAGAGAGUUUCGAAUUUAACAUAGCCACAUUUAGACAUUCUGGGCCUAGAGAUCCUCACUAUAUUACUAUGUAUGUUUUACCAUCCGUCGAUCUAAUCUAAUCCCUCUUAUUCCCUAGACCCAUUUUCGAUAUAUAUUUAACUAGUUGUUGUAUUUGAAUUUUGAGCGUUUUUGAAACGAGAGGUCCCCUCACCCCCCAAAACCUGCCACGCCCCCUUGCGCCCCUACAAAAAAAACUGAAAACUGAAGAUUCACAAUGAGUUUUGACUUAAAAAUGUAAUUCCACGCAAAAUUCAUGAAAAAACGAAAACUAAAUACUGCAUAAUAAUAAUUCAUAGUGAUAAUUGUCUGUGCAUCCUUUGACAUGGACUCUAUUAUAUAUAUACCGAUUUAUAUAUAUAAAGAAAGAGCGAAAGAGAGAGAGAGAGCAUUCAACACACACACACACAACACACAUGCAUACGUACAUAGUUAAACGGGAAGUAAAACAAACAAAAAAUCAACAUUGCAAGCAACAUAAUAACUAUACGAUUAUUAUAAUUUAUAUUAUUCCCAAAUUAAAGAUAACAGCCAAACUAAAA
Messenger RNA from Drosophila ficusphila, 2205 nucleotides. It is a transcript of the gene Mo25, whose product is annotated as protein Mo25. The transcript has a single exon. Gene Ontology annotation, biological process: intracellular signal transduction. NCBI's taxonomy places the organism in Eukaryota, Metazoa, Arthropoda, Insecta, Diptera, Drosophilidae. The record is from RefSeq and is a predicted model, not a curated record. Gene Ontology annotation, molecular function: protein serine/threonine kinase activator activity. Bases 297 to 1316 code for a protein of 339 amino acids.